Messenger RNA from Scomber scombrus (Atlantic mackerel), 1336 nucleotides. It is a transcript of the gene blzf1, whose product is annotated as basic leucine zipper nuclear factor 1. Gene Ontology annotation, biological process: Golgi to plasma membrane protein transport; Golgi organization. Bases 126 to 1334 code for a protein of 402 amino acids. The record is from RefSeq and is a predicted model, not a curated record. Gene Ontology annotation, cellular component: Golgi membrane. Lineage: Eukaryota; Metazoa; Chordata; Actinopteri; Scombriformes; Scombridae. The transcript has 7 exons.
CUGUGUCCGGUAUCAGAAUAAACAGCUUGGGAAACAGCGACAGGAGGAAAGUGUCAUUGUUAGACGGAGGAGCAGCCACCCGGGUUUCACCUAAUCUAGAUCCUUCUUCCUCCUGUGUUUCCACCAUGGCUGCUACUGUGAGAGGUUAUGCCCAUGUGCUCGUCCGGGGCGCUGGUGAUGGCAUGGAAACUGAAAAACCGCCAGCCGUCACGGAGGUAACCACAGACAUACUGCCAAGAGGUCCGUCUCCAGUUCCCCUCUUGAAGGUGGCAAGCCCCAAACACAGCCCAAAAUCUACCCAUCCUCCUCCCCCCGUGACACCCCAGCCUCUUGGGGUUCUCCACCUGGGCAAAGUGAGUCGAGAGGCCUGCACAGAGGUCGAGGCCAUGAGGAUCGUAGUCCCGCGUUCUGCUAUAAGUCGAAGCAAACGUGCGGGACCUACUGAGGGGAAAGGAGAGGCUGAGGAGCAAGGCUCUCCCCCGCUGCCUCUUGUGGAGGGCUGGAGAGGAGAGCUGGAGAAGCUGCAGAACUCUGAACGUAGGCUGCUGCAGGACAAAGAGGGCCUUUCCAACCAGCUCCGUGUGCAGACAGAAGUGAACCGCGAGCUAAAGAAACUGCUGGUGGCGUCUGUGGGUGAUGACCUGCAGUACCAUUUUGAGCGUCUGGCACGGGAGAAGAACCAGCUGAUUCUGGAGAAUGAAGCUUUGGGUCGGUGUCUGGCACACACCGCAGAGCAGCUGGAGCGCAUGAGCAUCCAGUGUGACGUUUGGAGGAGCAAAUUCCUGGCCAGCAAAGUCAUGGCAGAGGAGCUGACCAAUGCCAGAGCAGCUCUGCAGCGCCAGACAAGAGAGGCACAAGGAGCAAUUCAGGAUCUGCUGUUGGAGAGAGAAGAGUUCUCAAGGGACAUGGUGCUCACCCACAGAUCUCUGGAGCAGCUCCUGGUGUCUUUGCAGUGGGGCAGACAGCAGACAUACUACCCCAGCGCACAGCCCCUCAGUACAGGAGAGCUGGCAGCAGCCAAUCACAAGUUAGCAGACGCCAUCAACUCCCACCUGUUGGGCGACACCAGCAGCAGUGUGGCAAAAAGCAGCAGCAGUGCGACACCUGAGCAGCUAUGCAGCACACCAGCAGAGAAGAUGGCUGAGAAGGUGCUGAAGAUUUUAGAUCCAAUUUCCUGUUCAGAAAACAAGGCAGAGCCUCCACUCAGUGACUCGCCCGCCUCAAAUUUUCUGGGCAAUAAGAAGAGCAUCGGCAGGUUUCACCCAUACACCCGCUAUGAGAACAUCACCUUUAACUGCUGUGAGCGCUGCACUGGAGACAUCCUGGUGCUGUAGAU